Messenger RNA from Rhipicephalus sanguineus (brown dog tick), 2079 nucleotides. RefSeq names its product putative nuclease HARBI1. Bases 53 to 1147 code for a protein of 364 amino acids. The transcript is spliced from 3 exons. Lineage: Eukaryota; Metazoa; Arthropoda; Arachnida; Ixodida; Ixodidae. The record is from RefSeq and is a predicted model, not a curated record.
GGCGUACGAUGGCCACGGACGUCGGGGAAGGGAGGCCGAAGAUGCGUUUGACAUGCCAGACGAACAAUUUCGGCGUCACUUUCGCCAGAGUAAAGAAACAGUGUGGUGGUUGUGCGACGAAGUCGCCGACGAACUGAGGGGCUCGCGGCCAACUGAGCUCUCGGUGGAGCGGCAGGUAUUGUGCGCUCUGCGUUUCUUCGCCACCGGGUCCUUCCAGUCGUCGGUGGGAAGCGAGGAGACCGUAGCGGUGACGCAGCCCGCGGUCAGCAAGUGUGUCCGACGUGUGGCUCAGGCUAUUGUCAACGCCGGGACCCGCAACAAGUGGGUUCACUUCCCGAGGACGCCGGAGGAGAAGGCGGCCGUGAAGGAGGGAUUCCUUCGCCUUGGACCUCUACCUGGCGUCAUCGGAUGCGUUGACGGUAGCUUCGUCGCCAUCGUCGCACCGAGGGGCGAGCAGAAGGCGUCCUUCUGGUGCCGCAAAGGGUAUUUCGCCCUGAACGUCAUGUUCAUCUGUGACGCUGACAUGCGGAUCCUCGCCGUCGACCCGCUGCGACCAGGGUCGGACCACGACAGCCACAUCUGGGGCACGUCGUGGGUCCGCGAACGUUUCGAGGAGGGCCGCAUUGAGACGACUGGCGAGUACCUUCUCGGUGACGGCGGCUACCCCCUGGAGCCUUGGCUUAUGGUCCCGGUGCAAGGUCGACCUCACAGGGAUAGUGCAGAAGGCAAGUACAACUCUGGACAUGCUUCAAUGCGUUCCAUAGUGGAGCGUUGUAUUGGGCUACUAAAGAGCCGCUUUCGCUGCCUUCAGCGGUACCGCACCCUCCACUACUCACCGGAACGUUCUUCCAUCAUUGUUGCUGCAUGUGCAGUGUUGCACAACCUUUGUAUUGAAGAAGGUGACAUAGGUGUUGACGAUUUCAGCGAUGACAGUGGCAACGAGAGCAGCGAGCACGGCAGCUCUAUUGAUGAUGACCCCCAACCUCGGAUUAGACGGGGGAGGUCAUCACACUUUAUGUACUUGCGUGGGCAAGCUGUCCGCAAUGGCCUUAUCGGCUUGUUUGGCAGGACAAGGCGGGAACACCUGCAGCAUUUAAGAAGGGUGCGCAGGCGACUGCGCCGCCUGCAGCGACGACUGCGGCGUUAAAAUAUUUGUGCUGCAUUGCAGGAGCUUGACCAUCUGCGGUUCUUUAACGUGCCCCUAAAAUUAAGUAAACCGAUGCUUCUGCAUUUUCCCCUCAGUGUGAUCUCGCAACCGGUGCUGUCAGCAAUAAUGGGACACAUGUCCAAAAGUUUAGUAGUGUGACAUCUCAUCUGGUCAGCUUCGAUCAUGCCCGUGUGAUCCGGGUCAACAGCCAAGCACCGUAACCACUGUUGUGCACCAGUAUCGUUUUUUGUCGCUGCUGUCAUCCUGCAAUCGCCAAUAAUUGUCACCGCCAUCUGCACCAUGCCUGGGAGUACGCCCCGUCUUCUCGCUUCCUGUCUGGGCAACGCACACCUACUAUGCCCAGUGACCUGUCGUCGCACAUCCACCACACUGUUUCUUUUCAAAGGCCAAGUGGCGCCGAAAAAGAUCGUCUGGCAUGUGAAGUGCAUCAUGCUUCUCAUAAGUGCUCAAGCGUUGUACUGUUCCUGUGCAUGGCCAAGUGAUGCCAAAAGACAGCAUGCAGCAUGUAGAGUGCGUUUGGCUGCCUUAAGUGUGUACUCACUGCUGCUCCUGUGCAUGGCCAAGUGACGCCAACAGACACCAUGCGGCAUGUCAAGUGUGCUCAUUAGUGAAGUAACGUGAAAUAUUCUGGAAGUAUCACGUGUGACCUUUGCUAAAGGAGUAUGAAUUUAUUCAUAAUGCCAUGUGGUUUAUUUUGAUGUAUUCGGGCUUCACCCCAAAAGAUUUGUUUACAACGCACCACGUGGACCACGCUGUGAUGUUUGAGAAGCUGCAAGAUUGUUUGAACCAUUCUGUUAACAUGUGCUUAUCAGUUUCUCGACGGACAGCGCUCUGUUGGCCAUUAUGAGUGUACGUGUGUCACUGUAGUUUGACUUUUGUUUCCAGCGCGCAAGUCCGCUCAAAUAAAAAGU